Molecule: messenger RNA, 678 nt
Organism: Saccharomyces kudriavzevii IFO 1802
Lineage: Eukaryota; Fungi; Ascomycota; Saccharomycetes; Saccharomycetales; Saccharomycetaceae
Gene: VPS75
Product: Vps75p
Exons: 1
Coding region: 1-678 (225 amino acids)
Biological process (GO): nucleosome assembly
Cellular component (GO): nucleus; chromatin
Molecular function (GO): histone binding; chromatin binding
Source: RefSeq, a predicted model, not a curated record
AUGAAGCCCGUCUAUGAAAAAAGAGACGCAUACAUUGAUGAAAUUGCGGAGUUUUGGAAGAUCGUGUUUUCGCAACAUGUAAGUUUUGCAAAUUACAUAAGGGCUUCAGACUUUAAAUACGUAGAUGCUAUAGAUAAGAUCGAGGUACAGUGGUUGGCAUUGGCGUCCAAAACGCACGACACCAGAGAUUUUAGCAUAACUUUCCAUUUCCACGGCAUUGACGGCGAUUUCCAGAAGCAGACAGUCACCAAGGUGUUCCAAAUCAAGAAAAGCGAAGACGAUCAGGAGGACGGUAUACUAACUAGUGAGCCCGCGUCGGUGGAGUGGCCUCGGAGUUACGACUCGAUAAACCCGGACUUGAUUAAAGAUAAACGCAGUCCUGAAGGGAAAAAGAAGUACAGGCAGGGAAUGAAGACCAUCUUUGGCUGGUUCAGGUGGACCGGAUUGAAGCCUGGGAAGGAGUUCCCGCACGGCGACUCAUUAGCGUCGCUGUUCAGCGAAGAGAUCUACCCGUUUUGCGUGAAGUACUACACUGAAGCGCAGAGAGAUUUGGAGGACGAGGAGGGAGAGUCCGGGUUGAGCGCGGAUGACGACGGCGAAGAUGAUGAGGGCAGUCUUGGUGAGGUGGACCUGCCCCUGUCCGACGAAGAACCCGACUCCAAGAAGAGAAAGGUUUAG